ACUUGGCAGCAAGAUGGCGUUUUGACGUGCGCCAUCGAACGCUUUGGUCGCCACAUUUCGGCCAAAUUUGACCCAAUCGGCCGCCGACGCAGGCACCCCGAGGGCACCCCUCGCCACCAUGGAGGACCCUGUGUGUCCCGUGUGCACCCUGUCGGUGCGCAAGGGCAUCUCGCUCGAGGAACACCUCAACACGCACCCCAAGGAUCAGGUGAUCCAUGCGUUGAUACGAAGGUGUGUGACCGCGGCCUCCGCGGCCGCCCCUGCGGCCUCACCUCUUCAGUUUGUGCCGACGCUGCCGACUAACUCGUACACGCCGUUCAGCCUUUUCGUGCAACCCCCGAGUUACCUCCAUUACAAUCCAGUGCCAGCGCCAUUUGUGGCUCCGGGGCCUGUUUUCAGCGCCUCCAGCCCCCGACCACCGCCUCCGCAGGCCUCUCCAACACACACCCAGGCCAGCGGCACACCACUUAUCAGACCCGCUGCAGCAGUUUCGCCAGAGAAGGUAAUUGCCAACCAGGCAAAGCUUGAUAAAAAUGAAACACCAGACGAAGCUGGCAAAAAUGAGGACGAGGAUGAACAUUUUUACGAGAGCAACGAAGAAGAAGAUGAGCCGCAGAAUGACAAGUCAAGAGCAGCUUCACCUGAAACUCAACCCGAAGCUGCAUCUGGUUCGUCUGGAGCUUCUACUGCCAAAUCAGCGCUGAUGACACAUACUGUGUUCCGUGAAAAUGCAACUGUGGUCGAAAACGUCUUCAUCGAUAUUAAGGAGGAACUUGCUCAAAUAUCAAGAAGCAAUGUUGCCAAUGCACAAGGCUGCAGUUCAAUCUCGCAAACCUUAGAACUGAUCGUCAGACAGAAGGAAGAGGAGAUGGUGCGUUGCUCCGAGGUGUUGGACGCUCAUUCCGACCGCUCGGAUAGCUUCCAGGGACCUAGUGAGAUCGAGCAGGGAGAAAAUAAGGGCGAAAUUGUGCUCGGCAUUUCCAACGACGAGUAUGAAGCAUCGGACCAUUUCAGCGUUGGUCCUCAUUCACCAAAAGACAAUGCCUCUAUCAGAGACAUCCAGACUGAUGAAACGAUGCCUCCGCAGGGUGAACUCAGUGAGCAGGAGAGUAUCGGGGGUGACUCUGCCUCUCUCUGGGGACCUGCAGCCGAAGAUGUGUUCUCGGGAUUAGCAAUUCAGAGGAGGUCUGAAACUCCUCACUUGCUGACCGACUGGCAGCCCUUGGCGGCCGCUGCAUCCCGACAUUCGGAAGCAGCGACUGCCAGCACUUCAACCUCUACCCAAAGUAGUAGUCACACCGAACGCAACAUGGUGUUCUGUGGGACUAUUGUAAACAGAGGAAUUCCCAUUGGCAGUGGAGGAAACCAAUGGCGUCCCGUCGACCAAGAUCUCAAGCCAGCCGAAAAUCAGGAACCCGUAGAACAAAAAGUACUAAUGACUGUGAUGGGUGAAGAAACUCUGCUGGUGGAGCAGUCUGUGCGUAGACAGCAGGUUUGCUCCGUCUGCAACCAGACCUUCAACAGCUACCGCGAACUGCAGAACCACCGACGCAAAGAGCAUCGCAAAACCAAGUACAGGUGCCCCAUUUGCGUGGUGCCAUGCGAGUUUUCGGAGAGGAAGGACUACUUGGAGCACACCAAGUCUCACCCACUCGAGUGUCCUCUGUGUGGAAAGACCUUCAAGAGUUUGCCCAGCCUCAGUCUGCACAUGAAGCGCGAGAUGAACAUUCGUCCUCACAAGUGCCAAGUGUGUGAUAAGAGUUUCAUAACCAAGCAGAAACUCAUGGAGCACUCCAACAAGCACUCUGGGCUCACACCUUAUGACUGCAAGAUAUGUGGUAAAGGUUUUCGGCGCUACAGUAACCUGAUUCAGCACAGGGAUUGGCUCCAUUUGCGGAAACGCAAGCCUCCGAUCGAUUUGCAUUGUAGCUUCUGCGAACAGAUUUUCCACUCGAAGAAGAGAAUGGAGUGGCACCUGGAGGAGGCUCACUUUCCGCAGCCGCAUGUUUGCGCCCACUGCCCCCAGCGAUUUACCCACGCCUCCUGUCUGACUCGCCACGUCCGCCAGCUCCACGACCGCAAGUACCUGCCACAGGCCAAAGAGGGAGGACCCAAAAAGGGGUACAAGGAAUGCACCGAGUGCGGGGGUGUUUACUCGAAGACCUCUCUUGCCGUGCACAUGCGCACUCACUCAGGGAUCAAGCCGUACAAGUGCACUAUUUGUUUCAAGGCGUUUACAACUCGUUGGAACCUGAGCCAGCACAUGUGGACCCACGAGUCUCCAGCCCAGCUGCCUCUCAAGUGUGACGUCCAGCAGUGCCGAAAAGCCUUCUACCGAAAGGAAGACCUGGAGGCGCACCGGCGUUCGCACACCAAGCACAAGGCGUACACCUGCAACGUGUGCGGAAUGAAGUUCCUGCGCAAGUCGAACUGCAUGCGCCACUACAGAGAACACGUCAAGGACAAAGAGCACACAUGCGAGAUCUGCAGCAAGACGUUCCACAGGUCGUACUACUUGGCUGAACACAUGCGCACCCACUCGGGGGAGAAGCCCUACUCGUGCCACAUCUGUGGCAAGAACUCGACCACCAAGUCCAACCACAACAAACACCUCAAAACUCACUUGGGCAAGGAACCCGUCACUCCCGAAAACUAAUCAUAAAAUCAGCAAACAUUCCUCUAAUAAUUUGAAUUGAAUUGCUCUAAAUUGUCAGUUAAUGUGAUUUUUACUUCACCGAUUGUUUUACGAUGUUGGUCAGCUGCUCAAGAUGUUUCCAAUUGAUCAUUUUGCAGUCUGACACAUUUGGCCUUUUCGAAGCCAGCUUUCAAACCUAACUGUUUGUACUAUGGAAAUUUGUAUCAAUCAGUAUAUUAUGCUGAUGAAAUGCGAUGGAGAAAAUGUGGGAAAAUGUUUCUUAUGUUGAUGUGAAGUUUGUUGACGUUGAAACUUUUUACAAAUUUAAGCAAAUAAGUUUGUAGACACUAGCGAUAGCUUGAAAUUAAUUUUAUUAUCCCUAAACUGGAUAAAUAGUAUUUCCUGAGUUAUUUAAAAAAUUUGAUUUUUUUAAGGAAAUCCAUUUUACUAUGAUCUUGUGGAUCAACCCAUUUUACAUUGCUAAUGAAAUGUGCGUGUUUAAAUUAAUUUUUAUUUUUAAUAUUUGAUUGUCUGCAAUGUAAAUCAAACAGCGGUUUUUGUCACACAAACACCCCCGUAACGAGCAAUACUUAUGUCGACGAUAAAUUAUUCUGUUUGCCUGUAAAGUCGCCUUGGCAGAGCGAAUUCAGUGAAUGUGUUUUUAUUCAUGCGACGGAAGCAUAAAUGUGUGCAUAAUCUCAGUUCAAUAAAAUCGCGCUGACGCGCGUGAAAUAUGCCCAAGA
This is a messenger RNA of Neocloeon triangulifer, 3378 nucleotides long. Its product is annotated as zinc finger protein ZFP2-like. The transcript has 12 exons. Bases 119 to 2656 code for a protein of 845 amino acids. Gene Ontology annotation, biological process: regulation of transcription by RNA polymerase II. The record is from RefSeq and is a predicted model, not a curated record. NCBI's taxonomy places the organism in Eukaryota, Metazoa, Arthropoda, Insecta, Ephemeroptera, Baetidae. Gene Ontology annotation, molecular function: RNA polymerase II transcription regulatory region sequence-specific DNA binding; DNA-binding transcription factor activity, RNA polymerase II-specific. Gene Ontology annotation, cellular component: nucleus.